Molecule: messenger RNA, 3260 nt
Organism: Mercenaria mercenaria
Lineage: Eukaryota; Metazoa; Mollusca; Bivalvia; Venerida; Veneridae
Exons: 5
Coding region: 15-1256 (413 amino acids)
Source: RefSeq, a predicted model, not a curated record
UGACGUCAUUGCGCAUGCGCAAUAGUUUGUUUACAAGCUGCGUAUCAUUUACUGCGUCACGAAAUCAUCGGCUGGUCGAUAGUUAUUAUAUCGAAGCUGCUACGAUGGCGGAUCGUGUUUUUAUCGCAGAUUAUAUCAAAAAGAAGAGACGCAGGAAGGGAAAUCUUGAAUACCUGGUAAAAUGGAAAGGAUAUCCGACAAGACACUGUACAUGGGAGCCGAGAGAAAAUAUUUUGGAUGCUUCCUUGAUAAAACAGUUCGACGAAGAGGGAUAUGACCCACGUAGGGUAAGAGCGGCAUGCCGAAAGAAGAAAAGGAGACGAAGUGAGAUCACUGAGUCCCGGUCCCUGCCGCUCCCUUUCUACGAUUCAGACAGCGAACACGAGCCAAGAACGCCACCCCAUGAUCUAUUGAACAAACACAAAAACAAAGUGUCUCCGAUUUCAUUGUCAAAAUAUGGCGGCGUGUGGCAGGCAGAUGCCACGAGCGGGCAUGGGGACACUUUGUUUGAAAAUGAGGCGGAUAAUCAUACGGAACAAAAGAAACGGAAAAUCGACAUGGAUUCUACGGAUGAUAAAGAAAACGAGGUCACCUUGAACGAUCCGAGACAAAAACAACUGGGAACAUUGUACAAAAAUGGCGGGAAAGGCUGUCAUCCCAAAAUGCGAGCGAAGUACAUGUUUCGCACUGGUGAUUUUGAAAAUGCUGACUGGGGUUAUGACUGGAGUAGCUCGGACAAUGAGAGUUUGAAGGGCACCGUGCAUAUUGAUAAUGAUAAAACCCUAAAUUCUACAAUGACUGUAACAAAAAACCACCCCGAAAACCGUGAACGCCGGAACAGUUUUUCGGAAAUGUCGAGUAUCGCUAGUGAAUCAACGAUUCCAGCGAUAGAUGAACUUGAAACUCCUGUUCUGGUCAUAGAUCAUGACUGGAUUGAACCUACUAGCUGUCCGUCUCUGGAAAAAUCUUUCUUCGAGGAAUCAUUCCCCCCUAUUGAGGAGGAAGAUGAAAGCAUGCCCAUUCUUACAAACGAACACACAUCCUUUGAAACUGAAACAGAACACCUGACGCAACAAAUGGAAACGGACCAAUCGGUGGAAACUAAAAUCCCGGAAAUUGAAACUGAAAAAGCACCGGAAAUAGAAACUGAAAAAGCACGAGAACACGUGUAUGUUACGGAAGUUACCUUUGACGACCUGACUGUGAUUAUCCAAGAAAGUGAUAAAAUGAAAGGAUUCUUUAGAUACCAAACGUGAUUUGAUGGCAGUGUGUACGGAAAUUUGUUACCAGUUUUAAUGGCACAAUGACAUGUUUAUCUACUUCAUGAACAUUGACUUGUUAUGUAUUUUAAAGACUGAAUCAGUUAUAGAGAUCACGUCAUAUCUUUAAUAUAACAUCUUGAAAUAUGAAUCUCAGAAACAGCAGUUUACUAAACUUCGCAUUUUAUUGAGGAAAAUACAGGUGUUUUAAAUAUAAACCAUUGUAAAUAUUUGAUAAAUAGGUUUGUUUUUCCGUUUAAGACACGAAUUACUUGACAUUAAUACUAGCGUUUUCUAUUUUCCUAGCAAAGUGAGUGAGUAAACAAAGGUGCAUUUUUUUUUUUCAGUCUGUCAGCUCUUCGCGGUAUUAACAGCUUCCUGUAAUUGAGAAAAGUAAGUUUCCGGUCAUUAUUUUAUCAUGCUACUAUUAACUUAAUUAAUUAAACAUCUUAAGUUACCAAUGUAUUUAAAAAAUUUAAUUUAAAACCUGAAACAACGUAAGACCACACAUACUUUCAUUUUUACAUCCAGUGACCCGAGAUUAGAGCGGUUUAAGUUGGGAUUUAAUUGAGUGGCAUAAGAUCAACAUUAACAACUGUAUUCCUUAUAAAUAAAAUAGCGACAAAAGGUACAUAUUACAGUAUAUUUGUUGGUUUUGUUGCAUGUAUUUUAUUGACUGUUUCUCGAAUUUCAAAGCCUUUCCAUUGACCCUGAAAUAAUGUAACUUUUUAAGGUAUUGAAUGCGAAUUUUCUUAUUUAAGGUUUCGAUGGAGGCAUUGAGAAACAAAAAUCAAACAACACCAAAUCAUAGAAAGAAAGAGUUGUUUGACAUGAAAAUUGAACAGCAUGUAAAACAUGUAUAUUACUUUAAGAAACAAGUGUCAGUAUACUGAUAUAAACAUUGAAUUCCGGAAAAGGGCUGCCAAAAGGGGCUCCACUUCCGGACAGUUAAACGCCUUUAAAAACUCACCAUUUUCAAAGAACUGUUACACAUGUUCGUUUUGAUGCAUUUGCAAUAGCGUGCGAGUGGUGAAAUUUCGCAUAACAAGGUGGAACACAGUUUUCAGCAAUUGUUUAUCUUUAUUUCUUUACAAAUGGCAUUCAUUUUCAAAGGGAGACAACUGUUCCUGAUUAUUUUAAGUACAAAUGGCAUUCAUUUUCAAAGGGAAACAACUUUUCCCGAUUAUUUUAAGUAAUCUUUGAGAAAAAGUUGUCUCCCUUUGAAAAUGAAUGCCAUUUGUAAAGAAAAAAAGAUAAACAUUGCUGAAAACUAUGUUCCACCUUGUUACGUGAAAUUUCACCACUCGCACGCUAUUGCAAAUGCAUCAAAACAAACAUGUGUAACAGCUCUUUGAAAAUGGUGAGUUUUUAAAGGCGUUUAACUGUCCGGAAGUGGAGCCCCUUUAGGCAGCCCUUUUCCGGAAUUCAAUGUUUAUAUCAGUAUACUGACACUUGUUUCGUAAAGUAAUAUACAUGUUUUACAUGCUGUUCAAUUUUCAUGUUAAACAACUCUUUCUUUCUAUGAUUUGGUGUUGUUUGAUUUUUGUUUCUCAAGGCCUCCAUCGAAACCUUAAAAUUAUUGAGUUAGUGUAUCAACUCGUUCUAUGUAAAAUGACCUCUCCGCGAAAUAUACACUCUUGCUACAAAUAUCUAUACAUGUGGCUGCUAAGACAAAAAACACAUCUAUUUAUAAUCUGCAACAAAACCUGAGCGGAACACACACCUGGCAAUCCCCUUUUGUUUGUAGGAAAAUGCACUCUUUAGAUUAUAAUGUACCUUUUAUCAGAAUAUGAUGCAAGAAAGUUCAAAUCUAUUCAUCACAGGAGAAUAUAGCACAUAGAUCAAGGACUUGUGAUCAUACAUUUAACAUUAUUGACAGUCGUUAUGGUGUUGAAAUUUAGUGUUUCCUUAUAAGGUGUCUACACCAUGAUAGUGUUAUGAACUAUAUUUCAAGGAGUUUGCAAUAUCUUUUGUAACUGGUAAUAAAAAGAUGAAAGAAUG